AUGGUUUCAUCACAGACCGAAGUGCCUCCUCCACUACAGGACGUCCCCACGGCCAAGGAGAAGAAGUAUGACCGCCAGCUUCGUCUUUGGGGAGCCGGCGGACAGCUCGCCCUGGAAGAGACGCAUAUCCUCCUCAUCAACAACGGCCCUGGCGUAACCGGCGUAGAGACGCUCAAGAACCUCGUUCUGCCUGGUAUCGGCCAGUUCAGCAUUCUCGAUUCGGCGGUUGUCAACGACGCGGAUCUGGGCGUCAACUUCUUUUUGGAUGAUGAUUCUUUGGGCAAGUUUCGUGCGGAAGAGACGGUGAAGUUGUUGCAGGAGUUGAAUCCGGAUGUCAAGGGGACUGCUAUCACGGAGCCUCUGGAGACUUGGGCAGUCAAGGACAAGGUCUUUACGCCGUAUACACUCGUCCUCGUCGCUGCACCUAUCGACCCGGCCAUCUUCGCGACCAUCGACAAGCACGUCCAAGCACUCGAGAUCCCCACGUUCUACCUGCACUCAGUCGGCUACUACUCGCAGUUCUCGCUCUUCCUCCCACCAGCCUUCCCGAUCGUCGAUACCCACCCAGAUCCCACUUCAACAGACGACCUCCGUCUCUUGAAACCAUGGCCAGCACUUACAGAGUUCGCAAAGCAAAAGGCGGCGAAUAUGGAUAAGAUGAAUGGCGAGCAGUUUGCGCACAUCCCGUGGAUUGCUUUGAUACUACACUACCUCUCACAGUGGCAGGCGAGUCACGAGGGCAAGCUGCCUUUGGCGUACAAGGAGAAGACACAGUUUCGAGACCUCGUGCGGUCAGGCAGCUCGACCGAAGAGAACUUCGACGAGGCAUGCGCUGCUGUACUGAAGACUUUAGUCCCGGCUAAGCCAGCCUCCAAGGUUACGGAGAUAUUGAGUGCUCCUGAGGCGAAGAACUUGACGGCUACUUCGCCGCCAUUCUGGAUCAUCGCGAAUGCUAUUCAUCAAUUCUACGAGAAGCAUGGCGAACUUCCUUUGCCUGGUGCGGUACCGGACAUGAAAGCUCAGUCGGACACGUUCAUCCAGCUUCAAAACAUCUACAAGGCCAAAGCUCGCGAAGACUGUGCAGAGGUUGUUGCGAGUGUGCGAUUGCUUGAGAAAGAACUCGGCCGAUCAGGCAAGCUUGUGAUUGAUGAGAAGGAGAUCGAGAACUUCUGCAAGGGCGCAGCUCACAUCCAUCUCGUCCGUGGCAGACCUCUCAAAGUCGUAACGCCAGACACUGUGACCACUUUCGGCGAUCGAGCGAAGCAUCUCGCGAACGAGCUGACCAACACAGAGAGCUUGUCUCUGCUUUACAUUGCCUUUGUCGCCUGGGACGAGUAUGUUGCAACGCACGCAUCAUCUGCAAAGGAAGCCGGUGGUGAAGGCCUAAAGGUCCCAGGUGCUGGAGACGACUACGAAGCCGAUGCCGAGAAGUUGACAGGCAUAUCGCACAAGAUCAUCGAUUCGGUCAUCAAGGAGGCUGGCUCGUUCGUCGAAGACCCUGAAUACACCCAGAUCAAAGAGAAGGUGGGCAAGCUCUGCGUUGAGCUGACACGAGCUGGAGGCGCUGAGCUGCACAACAUCGCUUCGUUGACCGGGGGAUUGAUUGCACAAGAGGUCAUCAAAGUCAUCACGAAGCAGUAUGUGCCCAUUGACAACACUUGUGUGUUUGAUGGCAUCACGAGCAAGUCGUACGUGCUGCGGAUAUAG
Messenger RNA from Zasmidium cellare ATCC 36951, 1707 nucleotides. RefSeq lists its product as uncharacterized. Gene Ontology annotation, biological process: protein neddylation. Gene Ontology annotation, cellular component: cytoplasm. Bases 1 to 1707 code for a protein of 568 amino acids. The transcript is spliced from 3 exons. The record is from RefSeq and is a predicted model, not a curated record. NCBI's taxonomy places the organism in Eukaryota, Fungi, Ascomycota, Dothideomycetes, Mycosphaerellales, Mycosphaerellaceae. Gene Ontology annotation, molecular function: NEDD8 activating enzyme activity.